This is a messenger RNA of Auanema sp. JU1783, 1131 nucleotides long. Lineage: Eukaryota; Metazoa; Nematoda; Chromadorea; Rhabditida; Rhabditidae. The record is from the annotation of a GenBank genome assembly.
AUGUAUUCUUAUUUAUCUUCAUGUUUUUUCCAAUGUUGCCCUCAAGGAAGCUUUCUGAUUCCUAUACGCCGAGGAUACCCUCAUUACAGUGAUGAUGAUGAGUUCGAAAAAUAUGAACGUAGGCCGAAAAUCAUUGUCGAUGAUCCUGAGGUAUCAUCUUUACAUUCUUAUAUAACGAACAACCAUGUGCUAGAUCGAACACCUUCAGAUAUUCAAUUACAAAUACUUGCUCAAUAUAGUUUACAAAAGAAGACUGUCAUAGUCAAAAUUCUGAAGUUGCUCUUCAAUGGCUUGGAAGAUGAUGAGCAGUGCUGUGUGCGUUUAAGCUUAUCGUGCGCCAAAGUACCCAAACAGCAAACGUCACAAGUAUCUGGAAGCAGUCUGGAAUUUGGGGAAACCUUCUUUUUCAGUCAAGUAGAAGAAAGUGAUAUUGCGAACGUUUCUAUCCGGUUUCGUCUGUAUACGAAAAAACAUAAAUCUCGUUCAUCAUUGAAAGCUGAAACGCAGCUCGAGUGCUCACACCUCAGCACCGCUGGGACAAUUCCAUAUGCUUUAACUAUGAAUCGGAUUAUGGCUAUUAAAUCAGAAAGUGCCUCUGGAUUAUCUCCAUCCAUGCAUCGUGUAUCAAAUGGAAAUAUUAAUGGCGAUAGUCGUCGAAAUAGCAUGGUUGAUGCUUGUGGACGAUUCUGUAGCCAGCCAAACAACGAUGCUCCGGAGCUUCUAAUAUCAUUGUCAUAUGAUGCUGAACAUUCAUGUGUUACUGUUGGUAUAGAGAGAGGAUCGCAAUUUGGUGAAAAGUACAAACCACCAGAUACUUUCAUUAAAAUCGUUGCGAGUGGUGAAUUUGGUAACGAAUUUUCGAGACAAAAAACAGAAUUAGUUAAAGGAAGUAGUGAACCUCACUAUGACCAUUCAAGUAGCAUCCAGCUUCAUCGACCUGAUUUGGAAACUACAACCGUCAGAAUUGAAGUCUGGCAACAGGUCGGAGUUCUAAGGAGACGUGUUCAGAUGGGAUGGCUAGCCGUUGGCUUGAAUUCGAGUACCCCUGAUGCUCAAGAGCAUUGGGAGCAAAUGAUUCAGGGACAAGGAAUCUCAGUCUCCAAAUGGCAUCCACUACAGCCACCCGAGUGA